AUUUCGAAUCACAACACUAUCUUUUUUUUAUUAAAAUAUCACCAGCCAGCACGUACCAUCACCAAAAAGUUCGGAAUACAAGCCACCGCUUAGUGAUACGGAUGUGAACUAAAAUCGAAAGUGCAUUAUUAUACGAUUUUGUAAUUGGUGUUUUUUAUAUGAAAUGUUAAAUUAAAAGUAAUACAGAUUGUAUAUGAGUGAUGUGCAGUGUGGAGAUUUGUGAUUGUCUUACGUAACUGGCUUAAGAGUGCGUCCCCGGCGCGGUGAUGACGGCAUGGAGGUGGUGGGCCUGGUGCUUUGCGCCCUGCUGGUGAGCGGAGCCCCCAACGCGACGCACCGCCGCGCGGACCCCCAGGAGCCCCUGCCGGAGGAGGACGACGAGUUCGUCCUUGAUUAUUAUGACGAGGCUAGGAUUAAUAUCUCUGAAAAGGGCCGCUACCUGGGCUCCCCAUGUGAGUUCACGUGCAACUCGAAGCUGGUGCAUGUGUACUGCGAGCCGAGGUCGAGCACGUGCCAGUGCGACCCCAAGCAUUCUGUGGAACUGGGUGUUGCGAGGGGGUGCGCUAAACCCAAAAAGCUUGGCGAGCAAUGUUUCUACCGGGAGACGUGUCGCGCGUUCGACCCGCACGCGUCCUGCGUCCAGGUCAAUCAUAACGCGUACUGCCAGUGCGACCCUGGCUACCACACCACCAGCCACUCACGGCCGACGCAAAGGGUCUUCUGCACUGAAGACCUUGUGCUGCUGACGGCGGACAUGCCGACGCUGCUGGGAGUAGCGUCGGGCAUCUUCGUGCUGGCGGGCCUCCUGUGCUUCGUGCUGCACCUCUACACGAAGGCCCGCUACCACCCCGCGCAUCUAGCUGAUGCGCGCCUCACUCCACCCUGUCUGUACUCUUUGAAUGAUACUGGCGGCACACUAAGCGCGACGCGGGCGUCCUCCCGCGCGUCGUCCCGCAGCGGCUGCACGAGCGGCACGCUAGAGCUGGACUCCCGCCGCGAGUCGCGCCGGGCCGCGUCGCGCGCAGGUGCGGCGCGCACGGCGGCCAUCUUGCUCAUCUCGCGCCACCUCGGGGCCGGGCACGGCGGCGCGCGCGCUAAGUGCGCCGCCAAAGGUUCGCGACGUCCAAGUCUAAGUUCAGUGCAAAGCAGCUCAUCGUCAAUUAGGAGUUACAGCGCAAAGAAGUGGGAGAGAGAGAGAGAACAGAAAGAGAGAAGGCAGAUGAGCAUGCGUCUCGCUCAGUUGCACGACAAGAUGGCGGCCGGCCGAGAACUACCGAAGCACGCGCCGACCCCAUCUCCUAGAUCUCCUAAUAACUCUACCGAUGGGCUAUUACCGGCUGUUUGCGAAAUUCGAGAACUGGUGACAAACGCCGAUCAGCUCCAAGGAGUUGACGGUCCGUGUUCCAGCUCCUCGCUUUACUGACAACAAAUGACAUCGACCGUCAUCCGGUCCAUGGACUCGCUGUCCUCUGACGGCACUCCAGCCGUUGCGUGGAUGUAGUGAACAAACAGACAAAAAUAUAUUAACUGUGUGUAACAAAAUGCAUCAGGCUUGGCGAAGUUAACGAUAAUGUUAAAUUAUUGGAGUGAAGUGAUUUCAGUGACUCUUAGAGAAUGAAGACUUUUUGUACUUUGUGGAUAUUGUGAUGCUAUCGAGUGUUAUUAGUUUAUAAGCACAAUUUCAUUAACCCCCUCCGGACACCAUAUUGAUAGUCUUAGUUAUCAUUAGGCGUGGCUUGUAUUAACUAUAAUACAUUUAGUUUAUAACAUUUUGAAUCACAUGAAAUAAAUAAUACAUGAGAUAACAAUAUUCUAAUUGAAGGCCUAACAAUAAGAAACAAUCAUCAAUUUGAUGGCAAUUUGGUUUAAUCUACACUAAGGGCUGAUUUUUCAAUCCUUGGUUAAAACUUACCCGUCUAAUAAAUGAUUUUUAUUUAUUUAUUUAUUUUUAAUAAAGUAUAUUAAAAUGUUACAUGUCAAAUACGGGCAAUUAUACUACAUUUUUGAAAUUACGUUAUUCGACGAAUAAGUUUUAACCAAGGAUUGAAAAAUCCGUAGGUAUCCAAUUGAAAUAAAUGUAUUUGUUAUUAUUUAAAAAUGUCCAAAGAUACGCAAAGAUUAACUUAUGAGCAGACGUUUCAUCUCUAAAGUAAAACCAAACGCUUUAUUAAUUAGAACCACGAAAUCGUUUAAUAAAUAUUAGAAAAUAAAAUCAUUGAGUAAUGAUUUAAAAA
Messenger RNA from Colias croceus (clouded yellow), 2234 nucleotides. RefSeq lists its product as uncharacterized. NCBI's taxonomy places the organism in Eukaryota, Metazoa, Arthropoda, Insecta, Lepidoptera, Pieridae. The transcript has 8 exons. The record is from RefSeq and is a predicted model, not a curated record. The coding region runs from base 275 to 1423 and encodes 382 amino acids.